GCAGAGGAAAGUUUUCAGAACACCCGGCAUUUGGUAGAGGAAAGGUCUCUUGAGCUUUGCAAAAGGAGGAAUUAUUUGCAUACCAACGCUUUAGCUGUGGUAAAACACUUUCCAUGCUGAAGAUGGACCAUGCAAAUGUGACCCAAGCCAUGCUUGAUGCUGAAUCCCGCAGCACAGAGAAGAACAACAGCAACGAGUAUUUUUACAUUCUGAUUGUCAUGUCUUUCUAUGGGAUCUUCCUGAUAGGGAUAAUGCUUGGCUACAUGAAAUCCAAAAGAAAAGAGAAAUCAUCCAAUUUACUUCUGCUCUACAAAGAUGAGGAGAGAGAAUGGGGGGAAGCUGUAAAGCCUCUACCAACCGUGGCGGGGCUGAAAUCUGUCCAGAUCCCCAUGAUGCUGAACAUGCUGCAGGAGAGCAUGGUGCCAUCCCUGUCCUGUGCCAUCUGCUCCAUGGAAGGCAGCAGCGUGAGCUCCGAAUCCUCCUCCCCAGAUGUGCACUUCACCAUCCAGGAGGAAGUGCUGGAUACUGAACUAGGAGAAGUGUCAGAAACACUCCUCAACGAGAGCAGCGAGGGGUCUGUGGAAAACAUCCAUAAGAACUCCUAGCACUUGCAGGGUUCCCUUGAUCAGCUGCCAAAGCGUGAGUGGAGCUCCCACUAAGAACUUGUGGCUCUACUUUUCUGCUCUCCAAUGAACUCUGAACAGGUAUCUGUGCCCCUGGGCCAGAGGCACUCCCGAGAGCUGGCAGGACAAGGAAGCAGUGGUACCCAACCCCAAAGUGUAACUUGCACGUAAUUGGGUUGCUUAAUUUUAAUUUUUCCAUUAUUAUUUCUUACUAUGAGAGCUAAGAACAAGGAGAAUGUACAUGUUUUUUCUAACGAGGUAAUUAUUACUGGUAUGUCUCUGCAUAUUUCAGAUUUCUGUAAAUAUCUGGGAAACGUUUAGGGAAGUUACCCUAAUGCAAGUGCCUGGUUCUUAAAGACUAUGGAUAAUGCUUGUUCACACAAAACUGUGAUAGACUAGAAGUACUUUUACUGUGUUUUUCUUAUGACAAACCACAGCCAACAGCAGAUUUGCUCAAUGAGGCCUCAAAAGCUGAAGACUUGUUGAUGUUGUACUUGAAGGGAGAUUGCAUCAUGUCUGGAGACUGCCUUUAGGCACAGAAAGAGUGAAAGACAAAGGAGAAAAAAAAAAAGGCACCAAAUUUCUAGGCAGUUUGUAAAGUCCAGUUUCAGAUCCAUGUCAUUUAUAACUGUCUUUGCUUAAGUUAUACCUGUACUGGCUGGGUCAGGUUCACCACCUUCUGCUGCAAUUCAGCCUGUGACUGAGUUACUAGUAGGAAAAGUGGUUUUGUUUUUUGCUUUUGUAUUUUUUUUAAAGAUAUGUACAUUUGGUCACUAAAGGCAAAGAUCUGUAAGUUAAAGAAGAUGCUAAAACAUCUUUGUUACAGGCUGUAAGAUGUAGAAAGGCUUGAACAAAUGCUGCUCUGUUAUGCCCCCUUGAAAAAUAGGUGGAAUUCCAAAUAGAAUUUAACCUAGUAAGGGUGUAUUCCUGGCCCCACUGAAGUCAUCAGCUGAGUCAGGGACAGGCACAAGAUUUUGUGCUUCUCUGUUGGAGGUAAAUUCUCCAUUUGAGGUUGGUAAAACUGUACUCAUUUACAUCAUUAAAGAAUCUAGACUUUCUGCUCUGUUUAAGCCAGUGUAGGUAAACAUUGCAUUGCAUCUUUUUUUUAAUCAGCUUGCAUGUGACACAUGCAUUUCUAUAAAGCUAUUAGCAACCAGGUUUUAAAACUACCACAAACUUCCCCCCCCUCGUUUAAUGGUACUGUGACAUUUUUCAACUGCUCAUGAAAUUUGUUACUAAAUUAUUGCACUUUUAAAAGAAGUAAAAAAAUAAUAAAAAU
Corapipo altera (White-ruffed manakin) is the source of this 1902-nucleotide messenger RNA. RefSeq names its product potassium voltage-gated channel subfamily E regulatory subunit 4 (gene KCNE4). NCBI's taxonomy places the organism in Eukaryota, Metazoa, Chordata, Aves, Passeriformes, Pipridae. Gene Ontology annotation, cellular component: membrane. The record is from RefSeq and is a predicted model, not a curated record. Gene Ontology annotation, biological process: negative regulation of delayed rectifier potassium channel activity; regulation of heart rate by cardiac conduction; regulation of ventricular cardiac muscle cell membrane repolarization. The transcript is spliced from 2 exons. The coding region runs from base 114 to 605 and encodes 163 amino acids. Gene Ontology annotation, molecular function: delayed rectifier potassium channel activity; potassium channel regulator activity; transmembrane transporter binding.